AUGGCCAAUUCAUGUUUAUCAUCUGCUGUACUUAUGAAGCUAAUUGCUCUGUUACUUCUUUGCAUUGACCCAACAGAUGCUCAAGUAGGAGUCGUUUUCGGAACUAAAACUCGAAAGCUACCACACCCGAAAGAAAUAGUUGCGCUUUGCAUCAAACACAACAUCAAGCGAAUGCGAAUUUACGAGCCAAACCACGAAAUCCUCGAAGCACUAAAGGGCAGCAAUAUAUCACUCAUUCUCGGAGUUUCGAACAAAGAUAUCCCCAUAAUCGCCUCAAACUGGUCCUUCGUGCAAUCGUGGGUCGAAAAAAACAUCGUCAGCUUUAACGAUGUCAAUUUCCGGUACAUAGCAGUUGGAAACAAUAUCAGCCCAUUAGACAAAGCCACAGAAAAAUACGCGCCUCACGUGGUCCCUGCCAUGCAGAGCCUCGAGAAUGCGCUCACCGUAGCUCGUUUUUCGAAAAAAGUCAAAGCAAAAGUCAACGUCUCGACUGCCAUAAGCCCGGAUCUCCUCAUCCCUUUCCGAACCCCUUCCGGGUCGGUUUUCGCUCGGGAGGUCCGGGCCCUCAUUCACCCAAUCCUCGACUUUCUCGGAAAAUAUGGCUACCCUUUGCUAGCCAACUUGCACGUGUACUUACCUUAUGUGAAAAACCCGAAAAACACGAGCCUCGAUUACGCGCUUUUCACUUCCAAACGUGCCGUGAUGUAUUUUUCGGUCGAGAAGUACGGCGUGAGUAAUGUGGAGAUUGUGGUCACCGAAACAGGCUGGCCCACACAAGGCGGGCUCGAGGCCAGCGUGAAGAACGCGAGGAUUUAUAACGGUAAUUUGAUCCAGCACGUGAAGAAGGGAGGGAGCCCGUUUAAGCCUGAUAGUCCCGUCGAGACUUACGUGCUCGGGUUAUUUGACGAGGAUAUGAGGGGGCCCGGGUAUGAAUAUGAUAAGCACUGGGGGAUUUUUAAUGCUAAGGGACAGCUCAAAUAUCCUGUUGUGUUUGAAUGA
This is a messenger RNA of Striga hermonthica, 999 nucleotides long. Lineage: Eukaryota; Viridiplantae; Streptophyta; Magnoliopsida; Lamiales; Orobanchaceae. The record is from the annotation of a GenBank genome assembly.